Molecule: messenger RNA, 5588 nt
Organism: Carassius auratus (goldfish)
Lineage: Eukaryota; Metazoa; Chordata; Actinopteri; Cypriniformes; Cyprinidae
Product: beta-1,4 N-acetylgalactosaminyltransferase 1-like
Exons: 12
Coding region: 742-2340 (532 amino acids)
Biological process (GO): ganglioside biosynthetic process
Cellular component (GO): Golgi membrane
Molecular function (GO): acetylgalactosaminyltransferase activity
Source: RefSeq, a predicted model, not a curated record
CUGGUCACAUGUCACACGACAAGAUUUUUUUUUUAUAAUUAGUAUUAUUAUUAUUGCUAUCAUGAAAUUUCACCUGGCCUCUCUUAAAAUGAUGUCUGUCCAUAAAGCGUGCAUUAUCUAUUAUUAAUGUUCAUAAUCAUAUAAAUGAUGUUGCUUUUUACUACGGGGCCGCUGAAUGUUUGAAUCUGAUUGGUUGACCAACGUUCUAAGGUGUGCAAAAUAGGCCUAACUUUUUUAUUUAAUUGAGUUAUAUCCAGUGAGUAAAUACAUGUACGAGAAAUCUAGUUAAUUUUCGAACAAAAUGAAUCUCCAUUCAGAUAAUUAAGCAUUUCUAAACACUAUAGAUGCGCAGCAGGCGUGAGCGCGUGUUGUGCAGCCGCAUCACUCUCUCCUCCUCUCUCCUCUCGCCUUUCAGCGCGCCGCAGCCCUACAUCUCUAUUCACAGAGGGGGUAGCCCGACUCCUCUCCUCUCUCCUCCAUUCUGUCUCAGAGGUGGAUGCCAUGCAAUCGGAUUUUCUUCAUUAAUCGGCUAUAUUCAUUCACAUGGCCAUCGCGUAGGGGGUGUUUUAAGGGUACGAGAUCCCUCUUGGUGGCGACAUUACAGCAGACGGAGAGAGCCUUCGGUCAGCUUCAUCAGCUACUGUAAGGCACAUCAAGAUUGAGCCAGUCAGUACCAUGGACCUAUAGGAGCAGUAAUGGCUACUUGCUGUACUUCUCGCUCUGAUUGGAUAGACUUGUAGCAUGCGUUCCCUACGUAAGACUUUGCUGUUAGCUCUGGUAGCAUCAGUGGUGCUGGUUUUGGCAGUGCUACAUUCUUGGCCCACUCGGGUCUACAGCACUGUGGAUGUCCGGUACAGACCAGGUCCUGGAGCUGAGCGGAUGCUGGAGGAGAGACUUCCCGAACUAGAUCCCAGCACUAGCACCAUCCCUUACCGAGUGAGGGAGAGUGUGGCCAGGCUUUUGGCUCGCAAUGGCUGUGUUUGUGAAGGAGACAGCAGAGGGGUCAACCUGCCAUUUGCUCAGCUCUUGUUCCCCAGAGUGUCUGCCCAUCCGCUGCACACUGCCUUCCAGGCCUCCCAGCUCCAUGAGAUGAAGAAACGGCGUGCCAAAGAGUAUCAGAGCUUUCAGAUGAGGUCACAGACCCCUUCUGAUCUGCUGAUUGUAGCUGAAGCUAACAAUCCUCUGCAGUAUCCAACCCAGGGUGUGGAGGUUCGGCCACUUAAAACUAUCCUUAUACCAGGUUUGGCCUUAAAAGAGCUGCCCCAAGAUGAAUAUACUCUGAACUUUUCAGCAUCUCUGGGUACAUUUAAUGUGGCAGCAGAGGUGGAGGGGGUAAAGGUCAAGGGUGAUGGCGAGAUGCACAUGACCCUGAGCAGCAGCCUUUUGUCCAGUCUGAAUCGACAGCUCCAGUUUAUCACAUAUACUAACACGUUGUUCCACCCCAGCACAGCUGACACAGUGCAGUUAGAUAUAGAAGGACAUCAAGCUCUGUUUUCCAUCAAGAUCCGUCAUGGAGUUACACCCAAACUCUACAACACAGGCUCUGAUGGAGAUCAAGAGUAUAACAUCAGUGCUCUUGUGACCAUAGCAACUAAAACCUUCCUGCGCUAUGACAAGCUCCAAGAUUUAAUUGACAGCAUACGCCAGUACUAUCCAACAGUUACAAUAGUGAUAGCAGAUGACAGUGAGCACCCGAAAACAGUAUCAGGCCCAUAUAUUGAACAUUACAUCAUGCCCUUCGGAAAGGGCUGGUUUGCUGGUCGUAAUCUGGCCGUGUCACAGGUCACCACCAAAUAUGUGCUAUGGGUGGAUGAUGACUUUAUUUUUACUACCAACACAAAGCUGGAGAAGCUGGUGGAUGUGCUGGAGAAAACCACACUUGACCUGGUUGGAGGAGCAGUGCGUGAAGCUACAGGUUACACUGCCACCUACAGGCAGACUAUCUCAAUUGAAGCUGGAGAGGAAGAUGGGGACUGUCUGCACAUGCGGAGAGGCUUCCAUCACAUCAUCCAGGGCUUUCCUCACUGUGUUGUCACUGAUGGAGUCAUCAAUUUCUUUCUUGCCAGGACAGAUAAAGUGCAGCAGGUGGGCUUUGACCCCCGGCUAGCCCGUGUUGCGCAUUUGGAGUUUUUUAUAGAUGGACUCGGCUCCCUGCAUGUUGGGUCAUGUGAUGAUGUCAUUGUGAACCAUGCCACAAAAAUCAAGCUGCCAUGGGGACAGUCGGAAAGCGACAAAACUUACGCAAAGUUCCGCUACCCUCCUGCUUCAUCUGAUGCGACACACACCAAAAAUGGCCUCCUGUACUUCAAAAACCGCUUCCAGUGUCUAACACACAACUGAACACCCUGACUAUGCCUUCUUCUCUUUCUCUCAUCCCCCCUUAAUUGAAUACUCUCUCCCCGAGUAGCUAAAGGAACCUCUGAAGACACUGGAAGUGUGCUGUGUAUGUACUGUACUGUAUUUGGUCCAAUGUGAGUAUGGGGGAGUUCAAAUAAGUCUGUUCUUUUGGAAACUCUCAUAGUGUGAUCACACAUGACUGACGGAUGAGAUGCACAGUCAUGGCUGGUUAAGAUUUUUUUGAUACCUGAAGAUGUCGUAUUUUUGUGUCUCCUUUCUUUAGCUUUAUUUUUGUUCACAAGAAUUCUUUAGAUGCUGAUCAAACCAUUCUGUAAAUUAUGCACAGCCUUCUUUUUCUCCUUAGCCAAUUGUGUUUCAGUAUCACAUUUAAAGGGAUAAUAAGGAAAAAAAAGUAUUCUGUCAUCAUCUGCUCGUGGAUGUUGUUUAAAAUGCAUAUAACCCAGCGAGCUGCAUAGAAAAAAGGUAUUUUGGAGGGGGUCACAGACAGAGUUUUCCUUUUUGUUUGUAGUGGUAACAGCAUUCAAAAUGUACUGGAAAUAAAACAAUCCAAUUAUGCUUAUUUAUAUAAACACAGACUGCAAAACUUCAAAAAUAACUCCACAUCACAAUACAGACGGAAUAAACUUUCAGUUUAAGUAGCUUGUAUAAUGAAAGUUUACAGUGACAGAGUGACAUCACUGGCCAAAUGUCCCGUUUUCGUUUCCUUUUUUUUUUACUGGCAUAUUUCUCAAACCACAGCAUUCAGAUGUUUCCACAAACAAACAUCUGAAAAGCUCCGCCCAUGUGUACAUGCAGUUAUGGGCAGUGCCUUCAGAGUGUUUACAGUAUUGCAAUCUGAUUAGAGACUUCCAAGCGCAUUCACGACAUGAAAGUAAGUCAAUUUUGACAGAAUUUUCAUUUUUGAGAGAACUAGUCCCUCAAUUGAUGAGAAAACGAGGUUUCUUUUGAAACUGAAGAACAAAGAGAAGACAGCCGAGGGAAACAUUUUGAACAAUGACUUUUAGAAUUUUUUUAAUUCCAGUUAAAGGGAGACCAUUUCUUUGGAACAUUGAUCGUGUGUUCUUAUGUAUGUCUGUGUGAGGGUCAUCUCUCUGUACGUUUGCACUAAACCAAAUGGACUUCAAUUGGAGAGACUCGACCCUCAGCGUCACUAAAAAGAAGGAAUGGACUGAACAUCAUUAGCAAGCUAAAACCACAGACUAUCCAACCCGUCUCUUUCAUUAUCUCUCUCCCUCUCACAUACACACUCUGAAAGAUAUAUCAGCAAAAGAUAGAUGGGUGAUUCAUUGUACAUCAGUAAAAUCUGAAUUUUAUUAUUAUUAUUUAUUAUUAAGAGUGACUGUGCCAAAGGCUUAAUUACUGUCCUUGUAUGACUUGAUUUUUGUUUGUACUUUUUUUACUUCCUUUAUUCUGGGAUCUUUUUAAGAUUGUAUCCUAAAGUACUGAAGCAUGAAUAUAGCAGCCAGAAUGCCACCUUUUAUAAAUUUAGUUUGCAAGCCCAUCAUAAGCAUAUAUUCCAAAGUUGCUUACUGUAAUGCUUUUAUUUGUUUGUUUGUUUGAGCGGGAUUUCAUCCAAUGCCAGAUUUGUUGGGGAAAUUGUCAAGUCAGUUGCUUUUGCUGUGCAGAAUGGCUGAGACAACUAACUUUACUAAAAUAAAAAAGCAGAAUUAAUAAACUUAAAUGGCACAGAUGUGCAAAUAUAAAUGAAUGAAUAAAAUGGUAAUUCAAAUGUUAGGCUAUAUCUACAUUAGCAGUCAAAAUAUGGACACACCUGAUUCUUUAUUCAUUCUUAUUUUCCACAUACAUUUUGUCAUGAAAAUGUUGAACCUAAAAAAAUCAUAAUUAAACGUUAUACUCUAGCUUUUUUUAAGUAGCCAAAUUCUGCUCAAUGAUCCAUUUUUUUUAAACUAGGUUUUUAAAAGACAUUCAUGAACAGACACUAUGUAUAUUUCUUACCCAAAAUUAACCUUUAAGAUCAAAAGGUCAUUAUAAAUGUGUCCAAACCUUAAUUUGUACUCUAUAUUUGAUAGAAAUAAAUAAUUGUUUAAAAAAAAUUACCUGUAUGCAGCCACCUACUGUAGAGUAAAAGCAUGUACGAAGCUAAUGUAAUAGCUGUCUAAUUCAAUAUAUAACAUCCUUGUGCAUAAUUUUUAUUACAUUUGUUUGCAUAUUGUUUGUUUUAUGUGUGUGUGUGUGUGUGUGUGUGUUUGUGUGUGUGUGCGUGUGUGUGUGGGAGAGAGAUAAGUGUUUUUUAAAAUACAUCAAGUGUGCUUUUCAUUGUCGCUCAUGAACAGCAUGAGGCCCUAAUGACUGUUUUCUGCAUUAUAUAUUGAACAACAGAUUCUUUAAAUAAUGUUCAACAUUAUGGCCUUGUCAAAGAUUAUACCUGUGUGUGUGAGUGUGGGGUAGUUUUCCCCAUCCUGUCUAAAAACAGUGCCAAACAGGAGACUUUCUAGAAAGCCUUAAAAGAGGUUAAGGAAGUGAAAGAACAAAGUAAAAAAAAAAAAGAUACAUAAUGAAUUUUAUAUAAUACAUAAUUCAGUACAUAAUGGAUUUUAAUGAGCACACAGGCUGAAUAUAACAAGCAAUGGUGUAAAAUUGAAUUGAAAACUAAAUCUUGUGCUCUUGCUUUGUAUCUUGAAUGUGAUGCUCCUCAAAACAAAACAAAAAAAAAAAGGUUAAAAAAUCCUUUUAAAUGGCUCUUUAUCACACUCUACCAGUCAUUAUACUGCAGUUAUCUGCCCUGCAUAUUCGCAAGGUCAGAAGGAGCAUGUAAAAGCAUUGGUGUAAGGCUGAUUCUUACAAUUAGUUUCAGAUGAGCUUAAGAUGAUAGGAGCUUAAACAGAUAUGGGAAGCUGAAUAUCAGAUUUUUUUUUGGCUGUGUAUUAAAUGGAGAGUUUGAAUUUUUGAUGAUAUUUAAAGCAUUUUUCUCAAAAACCUCCCUGCUUCCUCCUCACUUCACUGAUCAUGAUUCUGUCUCUUCAUCUCUGGAUUCUCACUGAGUCUGCAUGACUUCUAAUUUCUGUUGGGGUUUUGUAUCUCUACAGGAAGGUAGCUAAUUUUCUGUCUCCCAAAAACUAUGGCUGCCUAUUGAUCAUAUUUUAAAAGAACAAAAUGUAGUUUGCAAAUGUCCCUUAAAUAUAAAGCUGGAAAUUUUAGUUUUCCUUUUUUGUAAAUGUAAAAAAAAAAUAAUUUGUUGUCGAAUGGAAUGAGAUAAAGGCUUUGGUGAU